AUGGUCGAUCAGUGGAUCGGGCGCUUCUUUCAGCCAGCAGCCCAGGCUGACAGACGACACCAACACUUUUCUCACGUCAACUGCCCUGGAGGUUCAGAGAAGCAUUUCCGGAAGUGGGACGAGCAUGACUUUGAAGUUGGUGAUCAGCCUGGAUUCUGGUGA
Symbiodinium sp. CCMP2456 is the source of this 162-nucleotide messenger RNA. NCBI's taxonomy places the organism in Eukaryota, Dinophyceae, Suessiales, Symbiodiniaceae. The record is from the annotation of a GenBank genome assembly.